GAUACUUCGGUCACACUGGUUACUAAAAAAACGUGCAGGCCUGCGUAUCGCGCUGAUUUUUAAUUGUUUUUCUAUAAUAUAUUGUUUUAAACAAUAUGGUGAAUGCCAAAAAGGAAGUCAAUUGCGACUACUGCGGCAGUAGUAAUGAACCCGCACAGAUUUUAACGUCCAAAAAGGCGUAUUUUGGCAACAAAGUUAGCGAUGUUCUACACGCCAUCACACAACGUAAUAUUCCGCCUACUUUGGCCAUCAAGGUGUGCUACAUUUGCUUCUCGAAAUUCGUGCAAUGCGAGCGCACAAUACAGAAGAUUCAGGAAUUUGUCGACAAGGGCCUCUCCACUUCGGGCGGCAAAAAAAAGGGCGCCAACAACGAUGAAGUAAAGGUAGAGCAGUCUGAGGAGGAGGUAAAAAAUAAAAAGAAGCCCAUGAAGAAGCGCAGUUUAUCUGUGCCUGGUCUUGGCACACUGCAGCCGCUGGCUAUAUUCGAGGCAGAACAGCCUAAACUUUCCAAAGGAAAGACAGACUCGGACAUUCUAGAGAACUCUGUGGUAUUGAAGCCAGCAAAAACAAUUGACAAGAAAAACAACUCAGUGCUGAGUUUUUUUAGUCCCGUUACCGCUACUGCUGCCGAUUCAGAGGAGGAGGAGGAGAGCGAAGCGGAGGAGAAGGAACUGCCGCCGAACAACGUGCUUAUUCCUGACAUAUUUGAAUGCCGCCGUUGCGACUUUAAAGUGAAGCAACAAAAGCCAAUGAAGCAGCAUUACAUGCAAGUCCAUGGACAGAUGCGUCCCAGGAUUUACUUUUGCCCAAUGUGCACCAAGUCGUUUGGGAUUGCCAAAACGCUCACGGAGCACGCCAAGACUGUCCAUGGCAUAGAAGAGCAACCAAAGGAGAAGGGCGCAGCUGGCAGGGCUAAGACUGUCGACAAGGAGGUGCCGGCUGUGAAGAAAAGGAGAAAGUCUGUAGUUAAUGUGAAAGUGGACAACACUCCUGCCGCAGAGGAUGAUGACGAUGAUAUCGAAAUUAUAGAGGAAAAGAGUUCUGUCCCGGCACAGACCUCGCUUGUUAAGCAACAAACUUCUUUUUCCAGGCCACAAACACCAGCUAAGCAGCAGACACCAUCCAUGCCACAGACUCCUGUAAAGUCCCAGAAGACUCCACUGAAGGUACAAACUCCAUUGAAACCAUUGGAGAACGAAGACCAUGAUGAGUCGAUAACCGGCAUCAGAGCCUUGAACGAGCACAAAAAGAACAAGAAGAGUGUUGCCAACGUGGACUACACCUUUGCCAUCAAUGGUUCGAGUGCUUCGACGCCAAAGCCAAACGGAGAGCCAAUUCCGUCGAAUAGUCAGCUUACCUGCAGCAUUUGUGAUGCCGAGCAGCCGUCCGUCAAGACGAUGCAACGACACAUGUCCACGUCCCAUGGCAUUGACAAAGCAAAGAUAUUCAAGUGCCACAAAUGCGAAAAGUCACUGGCCAGCAAACAGUCGCUCAAUUAUCAUUUGAGCUGGCAUGCGGCUAAUCCCGAUGCAGAAGUAUCUUCCAAACGGCAGAUCACACAAGCAGAUGGACCUUCCAGCAAGCGUAGCAAGACCAAAGAAGCGGAAGACGAGUUCACUGAUGUGGCUGAUGGGGCCGUGUCUCCGCCAAAGAAGAGCAAGAAGCUGUCCGAGACCCUCAAUGAUGUGGCAGUGCCUUCGCCCAAGAAGAGCAAGAAGCUGUCCGAGACCCUCAACGAUGUGGCAGUGCCUUCGCCCAAGAAGAGCAAGAAGCUGUCGGAGACCCUCAAUGAUGUGGCAGUGCCUUCGCCCAAGAAGAGCAAGAAGCUGUCCCAGACCCUCAAUGAUGUGGCUGUGCCUUCGCCCAAGAAGAGCAAGAAGCUGUCGGAGAACCUCAAUGAUGUGGCUGUGUCUUCGCCCAAGAAAAGCCAAGAGGAGCCAAUAGUCUCGCUCUUAUCAGACGCAGAAAAAUGGAUUUUCCCUCGUCCCAAAAAGACAAAGGAACGAAAGGAGUCGGAGUCUGUCAACAUCUCGAAUGGCAACAGCAUUAGUGCAUCGCCGAGCUACCCUCUCUCCGACAUGGAUGUAGUAAACCCCUCAGUGCAGCCGCACAAGCGUGAAAUGUUGACGUCCACUUGCGAGUCCACCACCGCCGAUGAAUCCGAGUUCAAUUGCAGCCAGUGCCCAAAGAGCGUCAAGUCGCAGCGCCGUCUUGAAUCGCACAUUGCCAAAAUGCAUGGAAAGUCGCUCAAGUGCAGCAACUGCUAUAACAAAUAUAACACACGCCAGAGCUACGUCGUGCACUUUGGAGAGUGCGAGGGUGAGGCCAAGGAGUCCAACCUGCCAUGUGGCGUACGCAAGUGCAAAAAGGUUUUUGGGACUGUAAAAUCUCUGGAGGAUCACUUGAAGAAGCGUCAUCAGUGGUAGAGAAGCAAGAGAGAAGCCACAAGACACUUAGAUUAAGAGAAAA
Drosophila subobscura is the source of this 2469-nucleotide messenger RNA. It is a transcript of the gene indra, whose product is annotated as zinc finger protein CG2199. The record is from RefSeq and is a predicted model, not a curated record. Gene Ontology annotation, molecular function: DNA-binding transcription factor activity, RNA polymerase II-specific; RNA polymerase II transcription regulatory region sequence-specific DNA binding. The transcript is spliced from 2 exons. Lineage: Eukaryota; Metazoa; Arthropoda; Insecta; Diptera; Drosophilidae. Gene Ontology annotation, biological process: regulation of transcription by RNA polymerase II. The coding region runs from base 96 to 2426 and encodes 776 amino acids. Gene Ontology annotation, cellular component: nucleus.